Molecule: messenger RNA, 1570 nt
Organism: Pteronotus mesoamericanus
Lineage: Eukaryota; Metazoa; Chordata; Mammalia; Chiroptera; Mormoopidae
Gene: HEBP2
Product: heme binding protein 2
Exons: 4
Coding region: 260-877 (205 amino acids)
Cellular component (GO): cytoplasm
Molecular function (GO): heme binding
Source: RefSeq, a predicted model, not a curated record
GGGUUGGAAUCGGGGUCCCUCAGGGGUCACAGGCCCUCACCCGCCCAGGCCUGGGCAGUGUCCAGCGUACUUCCGCACUGCGGGGAAGCGGGACGCGCGUCCGCGGGGCCGCUGGUCGGCACUGGGCAGCACCGGGGCGGGGACUCGGGACCUUAGCGGCCCGCACGGCGCACACGCAGGCAGGGCGGCCUCCAGUGGCCCCGGUGCGACUUUCCUGGGGUCGCUCGCUACGGUCUUGCCUGGAUCGCUGGUGCUGCCCAUGGCCGAGGUGCUAGAGCCCGAGCCUGGGCCAGCCGAGGACGCGGAGGCCCAGGUGGUGGAGACCCCGGACUGGAAGGCCCUGGGGGAUGCAGACGCCCAGCCCGGAAGUUAUGAGAUCCGACACUACGGACCGGCCAAGUGGGUCAGCACCUCCAUUGAGUCCAUGGACUGGGACUCCGCCAUCCAGACUGGUUUUACCAGGCUGAACAGCUACAUUCAAGGCAAAAACGAGAAAGAGAUGAAAAUAAAGAUGACGGCUCCAGUGAUGAGCUACGUGGAGCCGGGUUCAGGUCCUUUUAGCGAGUCUACCGUUACCAUUUCCCUGUAUGUCCCCUCUGAGCAGCAAUCUGAUCCGCCCAGGCCUUCAGAGUCAGAUGUCUUCAUUGAAGACAGAGCCGAAAUGACUGUGUUUGUACGGUCUUUCGAUGGAUUCUCUAGUGCCCAAAAGAAUCAAGAACAACUUUUGACGUUAGCAAGCAUUUUGAGGGAAGAAGGAAAAGUUUUCGAUGAAAAGGUUUACUACACUGCAGGCUACAACAGCCCUUUCAACUUGCUUGAUAGAAAUAAUGAAGUGUGGUUGAUUCAGAAAAGUGAACCCCCCAAAGAAAAUGAAUGAGAAAAUCAAGCAAAGUGGCAUCGCCAGGGGAUACACUUUGUUUAAUCAGACAUCAACACACCUAUAAGUAGAAUGUAUGCCCAGGAUCUUCUCCCUGAGAGUACUGAUAGGAAUGCAGCUUCCUUCCAACGUGCCUUUUUAAUGCUUGAAGCUUUAUCGAGAUACACAGAUAACAGGGGACGGUCUUUCAUAAACAUAUAAAUUGGUCAUAACCCUGGUGGUCUUUAGUUCCAUGAGGCUCCAGGGAAAUGUCAUGUUACUUCCCCUUCUUCACUCUAUCACAGUCAUGUUGCCUUUUUCUACUUGGAUUUGUGUCAGUUGGAUGUUAUCCCCUCCAGAUGUUAUCAAUAAAAAUGUUAGAGGUCUACCCUGUGUGGAACCCGGGGCUCCAGGCCUGGAGAGGGGGCGUUAGGGUUGCACGCAAAAACCAAACGUCUUUCGCAGCCACUGCUGCCGUCUGUUGAGGCUUCCCCACCUGCCCACUGCCCCCACCCCACCAUAGCUCUCACAGUACCCAAAGUACUGAUAAUAUUUUUGACAAAGAAUAAAGGUAUAUAAUUAGGAACUUCCUAUUCUAUUUUGAUAUUCAGUAAAGGGGUGUUUUUCCUGAAAAUGUGUAAAACAUAAAAAUUCAAGUGCAUUUUUAAAUGAUUUCAUGUCGUAUUUCUAGAGGUCGUAUAAAAAUGACUAAUA